AUGCCCAAGAGAAAGGCUGGAGGGGAUGCUAAAGGAGAUAAAGCCAAGGUAAAGGACGAACCACAGAGAAGAUCUGCAAGGUUGUCCGCUAAACCUGCUCCUCCAAAGCCAGAGCCCAGGCCUAAAAAGGCCCCUGCAAAGAAGGGAGAGAAGGUACCCAAAGGGAGAAAGGGAAAAGCUGAUGCUGGCAAGGAGGGGAAAAACCCUGCAGAAAAUGGAGAUGUCAAAACAGAUCAGGCACAGAAAGCUGAAGGUGCUGGAGAUGCCAAGAGAAGUGUGUGCAUUUUUGAUAACUGUGUACUUCUGGUGACUGAACAGUUUGAAAUACUAUUUUUACCAAGUUUUAUAAAAAUGCAAAAUUUUGUUUUACUUUUUUUUUUUUUUUUUGAGCUAUGUUGUUAGCACACGGAACACUUCAUUGUUGUUUUGUGGGGAAGGGGCAUAUGUCACUAAUAGGGUGUCUUCGAAGCUGGAUUGAUGUGGGGAAAACACUUUUCCCUUCUAGUUUUGAGAGACUUACUCUUGGCUCCCAGGAGGGAUUCCUCGACUUUGACACGCAUGGCCACUUUGGCACAAAAGCCUUGUGGUAUGGAAAAACAAAAUCAUUUUUAUAUCUCUUCUCCCUUCCCAUCUAUCAGCAUAGACUUAACUCCCUUAAGCCCAGACAUCUGUUGGGACCUGACCUCCAAUCAUUGGUUACCAGUGUGUCAGGCAAUCUGGACUUUUCCGGGAUGCCACUGAGAUGGCACCUGUCAAAAGAGCAGUGGUUCCGUUUCUAGAUUGUGGAUCUUCACAUAAAUUCUGCCGUUUUCAUUUCACUUCCUGAUAGUGAGGGUCAGCUUGUGAAAAGUUGUUAAACAACAUGCUAAAUGUGACAUGUCAACCCUAACUUUGCCUGUUCAGAGCAUCAGAUGAAGACUUCAUUGGGUUUUAUAGUGGCUUUCUGAUUUUCGGUAGUCCACUGAAGAAGGUAGUUAAGUUUGAAAGUUGUUGUGUACUGUUAAUGACUGUCUGCCCAUGUUCUGCCUGAAAUACCAUGACUGUUUAUGGAAAGUAUCUUUAAUAAAGCUGGAUACAGUUUGGCUUGGAAAAAAAAAAAAGAGUGGUUGAUUUGCACAGUGGGAUUGGGGGGACUUUUUUUUUCUUCAUACUUGUUUGUAUUUUCCAAAUCUUCCCUAAGGUCAUUUAUUACUUUUAGAAUUUAAAAAUUCUUUUAUAAAAAUAUGUAAAGCUCUGGUUUUUUAAUGACUAUGUAAUGACUAUGUCUACUCAAAAGUAUCUUCAAAAUGACCUAUUUAAAAAUCUAUCCCCUCAAAAUAUCCUGAUAAAUCCUUUCAUCUUUUUUUGGACUAAAAAUACAGUGUAAUAACUGAAGAACAGGUUAAAAAAUGUUAACUAAACUGUAAUUUAGAAUUGAUAUGAUUAAUUUAUAUCCACUUUAGAAAUUUCUAUGCUAGGGCCCGGUGCAGUGGCUCAUGCCUGUAAUCCCAGCACUUUGGGAGCCUAAGGCAGGCAGAUCAUGAGGUCAAGAGAUCGAGACCAUCCUGGCCAACAUGGUGAAAUUCCCCAUCUCUACUAAAAAUACAAAAAUAAGCUGGGCGUGGUGGCGCACACCUGUAGUCCCAGCUACUCGGGACGCUGAGGCAGGGGAAUUGCUUGAACCUCCAGGAGGCACAGGUUGCAGUGAGCCGAGAUCGUGCCACUGAACUCCAGCCUGGUGACAGAGCAAGACUCCGUCUCAAACAAACAAACAACAAAAACAAAAAAAGAAAUUUCUAUGCUAGACAUGUGUAACAUCUGCUGAUGACUGUAAUGUUUGUAAUAGUUCUAGUGAAAAUAUGGGACUUGUACAAAAACAUAACCUAUUAUGAAACUAUCUCUAUGACAACAUCAGGUUUGUUUUAUGUUUCUACUGAAAGCACAAGAACAAACUUUCUAGUCCAUAUAAGUACUGUAUACAUGCUAAGUGUGAUCAGUUUUUCUACCUUUUGUUAACAUACAUUUAAAAACUCAAUCUUCCUCAAUGAGAAAUUUUCUGAUUAAUUUGCGUCUGUUCUUUUUCCAAUAAUAAAGAUCUUGUGUAAUGGUUAAAAAUAUAAAUUUAAAAAAAGGAUUUCCUUAAUGUUAAAGAUGUAGGCAAAAAUAUUGGAUACUGGGGUUCUUUUAGGAUUAAACCUCUAAUCUGUCUAAUUGGAGAAAAUUAUCAGUGUGGUAAUGGUCUGGAUUGUUUUACUUCAGAACAACUGUUCCCUGAUAUCAAAUUCUAUAAAUGAUAAGGCCUUUCCUUUCCCACGAAUGGCAACUUU
Pan troglodytes (chimpanzee) is the source of this 2306-nucleotide messenger RNA. RefSeq names its product non-histone chromosomal protein HMG-17-like. Lineage: Eukaryota; Metazoa; Chordata; Mammalia; Primates; Hominidae. Gene Ontology annotation, cellular component: nucleus; chromatin. Gene Ontology annotation, molecular function: nucleosomal DNA binding. The transcript has a single exon. Gene Ontology annotation, biological process: chromatin organization. The coding region runs from base 1 to 402 and encodes 133 amino acids. The record is from RefSeq and is a predicted model, not a curated record.